This is a messenger RNA of Drosophila obscura, 1812 nucleotides long. RefSeq names its product NAD kinase (gene Nadk1b). The record is from RefSeq and is a predicted model, not a curated record. Bases 106 to 1602 code for a protein of 498 amino acids. Gene Ontology annotation, molecular function: NAD+ kinase activity. Lineage: Eukaryota; Metazoa; Arthropoda; Insecta; Diptera; Drosophilidae. The transcript has 4 exons. Gene Ontology annotation, biological process: NAD+ metabolic process; NADP+ biosynthetic process.
CCAUAUUGAAAACAAAUUUAACCUUGGGCCCUUUUAAAGAACUCCAGGUGGUCUGACUGCAUUCCAAAAUACUCGUACAAACGGAACUGCCGUUCGUCGUCAGAUAUGGCCUGUCUUUCGGACAUUGAUUUGGCCACCCUGCAUGAGCAUCGGCUAGAGCAGCGCUGGCACUAUGGCCUCGCGAAUCAUUCCAACUAUCAUCAUGAUCAUCACUAUCACCAGGACGGGUUCAGUGCCAUGACGCGACUUUGCCUGGAGCGUAGUCUGCAUAAACAAAACACUGACCCGAGAAAAAUGAACAGUGAUUUGAAUGGCAAUAGCCUAAAUGCAUUUGCCUCGUCUGGCGGCGGCGCUGAUAAAUCUGAUCUGGGCAACAACUGCUUUGCCUCAGGUAUGCAACGGCGACGCUCCGGCACAUGGCCGCGCACCCGGAGCUUGAAUGCCCCAUCGCCCUUCCAGCAAUUCGGACCAUGUGGACGCAUCAUGAAAAACUCCGCCAUGGUGAUGCAGAUCCAGGACCCGGCCAGCCAGCGCCUGACCUGGUACAAGCCACCGCUCACAGUGCUGGUGAUCAAGAAAGUCAGCGAUGCCUCGGUGCUGGCGCCGUUCGUCCAGCUGGUGGACUGGCUGCUGCAGGAGAAGAACAUGGUGGUGUGGGUGGAAUCGGCGGUGCUGGAGGAUGCCCACCUCAAUGAGGAUGCCAAGUUCAAGGCCAUUAGGGAUAAGUUGGUCACGUUCAAGGAUGGUCGCGAUGACCUGACCGAUCGCAUUGAUUUUAUUGUCUGCCUCGGAGGGGACGGCACCUUGCUGUACGCCUCCCAGCUGUUCCAGCAAUCGGUGCCGCCUGUGAUGGCAUUCCACUUGGGCUCACUGGGCUUUCUCACACCCUUUCGAUUCGACAAUUUUGAAGAGCAACUUACCAGCGUCUUGGAGGGUCAUGCUGCACUGACACUGCGCAGCCGCCUUCGCUGCGUGAUGCAUCGAAAGGGUGACAAAAGGCAGGAGGCCAAAAUGGAGGCCAACGCAGAUGCAAGACCUGCUGCCAACAGCAUCCUCGUGCUAAACGAGGUGGUCAUUGAUCGCGGACCGUCGCCAUAUCUCAGCAAUAUUGAUUUGUUCCUCGAUGGCAAGUACAUUACCUCCGUGCAGGGCGAUGGCCUGAUUGUGUCGACUCCGACUGGAAGCACAGCGUAUGCGGCAGCAGCUGGUGCCUCCAUGAUCCACCCCUCCGUGCCAGCCAUUAUGGUAACUCCCAUUUGCCCGCAUUCGCUAAGCUUCAGGCCCAUUGUGGUGCCUGCGGGUGUGGAACUGAAGGUGUCCGUUUCGCCUGAAAGUCGCAACACUUCGUGGGUCAGCUUUGACGGGCGCAACCGUCAGGAACUGUUCCAUGGCGACAGCCUGCGUGUGACCACCUCCAUCUAUCCUGUGCCCUGUAUAUGUGCUCAGGAUCAGAUCUCCGAUUGGUUUGCAUCCCUCGCCGAUGGCCUCCAUUGGAAUGUGCGCAAGCGUCAGAAGUGCCUCGACGAGCUGUCAGACCUGACGGCAUCCGGCUCCGAGGACACGCUGGACGAGAUGGAAAAUAUGAAAUUGUAUGAUAUUUAGUACGUAAGUCUCUGUUGGCAAUCGUAUCCGUGGGCUAAGCUCCACGACUGGCUUUUAGUUUUAGUCGAGCCUUGCAAUCGCUUCAAUGUAAUUCGAAUAUCUGUAAAGUCGUUUCAUAGUCUGUAAUGUCGUAGAAUUAGCAUAUUUGCCGAUUAUACUCGUAUUUACAAUAUAUUAUGAGCCAAUUAUUUGGCCAACUUUUCUCAAAGG